Malania oleifera is the source of this 2711-nucleotide messenger RNA. RefSeq names its product protein ALTERED PHOSPHATE STARVATION RESPONSE 1. NCBI's taxonomy places the organism in Eukaryota, Viridiplantae, Streptophyta, Magnoliopsida, Santalales, Ximeniaceae. Bases 257 to 2533 code for a protein of 758 amino acids. The transcript has 5 exons. The record is from RefSeq and is a predicted model, not a curated record.
UUUUCUUUUUCCCCAUAUUUUUGACCGUUGCUUUUCUCAACCCAACAUCUCUCUCUCUCUCUCUCUCUCUCUCUCUCUGUAUGUGAUCAUUUCAGUACUUCAAUCCUAUUCCCGCCCACACUACAGAGCUCUGGAAAUUACAUAUGAAUCUAGUCAAUAUCAGACAACAACACCCUUGUUAUUUUCUGUUUGAUUCAAGCCUGAAGAAUUCGUAGAAAUUAGAGACUGAAGAGAAAAGAGAAAGGAGAAGAGAGAUAUGGGCUGUACUACGUCAAGGUUGGAUGAUGAAGAGGCAGUGCAGCUGUGUAAAGAUAGAAAGAGAUUUAUUAAACAAGCUGUUGAGCACAGGAUGCGAUUUGCCUCUGGACACAUUGCCUAUAUCCAGUCCUUGAAAAGAGUUUCUGCGGCUCUUCGUGAUUACAUUGAAGGAGACGAGCCCCGUGAGUUCUUACUGGAUACAUAUACUACACCGCCCUUCACACCAUUAAAGAAAACAAGCACUGGUUUUAUCUCUAUUUCGGAAAAACCCUUCUCAGCAGUGCCAAUUCAAUCUGAACCCAACUCAUCUUUGAAAAUAAAUUACCUAAGAUCAGGCGGGAACCCAGCUGUUGUCAUUGAGGAGAGACCUCCACAAUCACCAGAAACUGUUAGAAUUGAAACUUACCCUCCUAUGUACUAUUUCGGAGUUGAUGGGUUUUUCGAGGCACAGUCCUCGCCCAUGAAUUCUUCGUUCUCUUAUACUCCCAACAACAGACCCAAUUUGCCUCCGCCAUCACCUCAAAAUUCACAUUGGGACUUCUUUUGGAACCCAUUUACAUCCUUGGACUAUUAUGGUCACCCCAGCAGGAGCAGCCUUGAUCAAGCAAUUGUAGACGAUGAGAUCACUGGAAUGAGGCAGGUUCGAGAAGAAGAAGGUAUUCCUGACUUAGAAGAAGAGGAAGCUGAAGAAGAGGAAAUCCAUAAAAAUGUUAAUAUAACAGAAGAAAGAACAAAAAUUGAUUCAAACUGCCCCAGAGAAGAAGUAAUUAUUGAAGAUGAAGAUGAACAGUUUGAAACAGACAGUGGAGCUGAAAAUGAUCAUGAAGUGAAAGGAUUACAAUCUCAUGGCAAAGAAAGCAUAGAAAUAUCACAAGCACAAAAUGCAGGACAAGUUGAAUUGAGCAAUCAAGAAAAGACAGUUGGUGAUCGAGAAGGUAAUGAAGAAACACCUGGUUACACCGUUUAUGUAAACCGAAGGCCAACAAGCAUGGCGGAAAUUAUCAAGGAUCUUGAAGCUCAGUUCACAAUUGUCUGCAAUUCAGCUAACGAAAUCUCAGCCAUGUUAGAAGCUAGCAGAGCUCAAAUCUCAUCAACGUCAAGUGAACUAACAGCCAUGAAAAUGUUGAAUCCAGUGGCUUUGAUCCGUUCGGCUUCAUCUCGAUCCUCCUCAUCGAGAUUCCUAAUAAAUUCUUCAAGUUCCAAGGAUGAAGGCUAUGAAAGCAGCAGUGACUUCUCUGAGGAAUCCUGCAUGUUUUCUGGGAGCCACCAAUCAACACUAGACAGGUUGUAUGCCUGGGAGAAGAAGCUUUUUGAGGAAGUCAGGUCUGGAGAACGGUUUCGAAUUGCAUAUGAAAAGAAAUGUAUGCAACUCAGCAAUCAAGAUGUGAAAGGAGAGGACCCCACUGUAGUGGACAAAACAAGGGUAGCUAUCCGAGAUUUGCAUACACAGAUGACUGUUUCAAUACACUCAGUUGAAGCUGUUUCAAAGAGGAUAGAAACUUUGAGGGAUGAAGAAUUGCAACCUCAACUUUUGGAAUUGGUUCAAGGGUUAGCAAGGAUGUGGAAAGUAAUGGCAGAAUGUCAUCAAUCACAGAAGCGGACCUUGGAUGAAGCCAAGCACUUGCUAGCUGGCACGCCUUCAAAACUCGCUGGGGCAAACAAACAUACUGUAAUCUCACGCACAGAGCCACAUCUUCUAGCACGUCCAGCCGCUAACCUUGAGACAGAAAUCAGGAAUUGGCGAGCCUGUUUUGAGUCAUGGAUCAAUUCUCAACGAUCCUAUGUGCAUGCACUAACUGGAUGGCUCCUACGGUGCGUGCGCUCUGAUGCCGAAACAAUAAAAAUGCCAUUCUCUCCUCGAAGUUCCAGCGGGGUCCUCCCAAUAUUUGGAAUAUGCAUCCAAUGGUCAAGGUUUCUGGAUGCCAUCCAUGAGAAUGCAGUGCUAGAUGGACUGGAUUUUUUUGCAUCUGGGAUGGGUUCUCUUUAUGCACAACAGCAAAGGGAAGACUCUCGUCGCGCUCCAACUGGGUCGAAGCGGUAUGAGUCAAGUGGAAAUAUGGAAGUGGUGGGGUUUGGGCAGGAAGAGGAGGAGGAAGUAUUAACAAUGCAGAAAAUGGCAGAAGUUGCCGUUAGGGUCCUAUGUGCUGGAAUGUCAGUUGCUAUGAGCUCCCUGAGUGAGUUUGCUAUUGGCUCUGCUGAGGCUUAUGCUGAUCUUGCCAACCAAUGGGAGAAUGCUGCCAAGAGGACGCAAGGUUCGAGCAGGGCUGAAAUGUAAUUUUUCACUGAUAAUCUUGUUAGAUAGUUUCACUUGAUCAUGUAAUUACAAAUUUUAGCUAAUCAUAACAGGGUGUUAUAGGCCCCCUUCCUGAGAGAGAGAGAGAGAGAGUGUGGAGUAACAGAUGUGAAUACGCUCUUUAUGGCUUAUCUAGUUUAACUUCACCAUUCGCCAUUGA